This is a messenger RNA of Anopheles aquasalis, 10142 nucleotides long. RefSeq names its product serine-rich adhesin for platelets-like. NCBI's taxonomy places the organism in Eukaryota, Metazoa, Arthropoda, Insecta, Diptera, Culicidae. Gene Ontology annotation, biological process: regulation of transcription by RNA polymerase II. The record is from RefSeq and is a predicted model, not a curated record. Gene Ontology annotation, cellular component: nucleus.
ACACUUUUAUAAGAACGCACAACGAACGGCGCGUCACUUUGCUUGGACUUUGCUGUGGAAGUUUAGAAUUUUGAUGAAAAAGUGUGCAGGGAAUGUGAUAAAAUAGUUCCUGAAGUAAACAAAGAGUGCAUUUAUCAUGAAUACAACCGCCAAACUCCAUGGUUCAACAUGACAACGUUAAGGGACCUCGUUUAUCUGCAAUUUUAUUGAUCGAGAAAAUCGGAUGAGUGAUUGGAAAUGGAUGGGUGCUGCCUAGUGAUUUUGCACAAAUCUAUUCGGUUAAGCCUUAUGCUAUCCGUUAUGAUUUCAGUUCCAGAUCCAAGAUGCUGUCGUCGUGAGAGUGGUUGACGGCUAGGCAUUUUGUCACAAAAUUUGGUGUUUCUUGGACGGACCGAGAAAUUAGAGAAAAGAUAUAUUAAAAUGGUAUUACUGGCCCAAGGGCCGUGGCCCUUUUAUACGAUUGAAUAUGUGCUUAGUUUGAAAAUAAACUCACAAGCGUUGUACAACCUAAAUCAGGGUUCCCAAAGUUUCAGUAUCGUCCAUUACCCGUUUCAUCGCGAGCCGAUAAACAGUAACUAUCAUCGAGAAAACAUCAGUCACUUGUUUGUCUUCGAGGAUUCGUAUUACUUUCCAGCAUCUUCAACAUUAGGAUUGGGCUUGCAUUAUUUGGAAGAGAUCCGGUGUCAAAGCUUGAUGGGCCCCCUAGUGGCGGAGGCUCCGCAUUCCUACACUGCAUGGAUUCAAUGAAACGCAACGAGGCAAACAACAGCAGCCACCAUCAAAGCAAGGUGGUCUUAAUGAAACAAGAAGCUGAUUCUAAAAACGAAACAGAUCUAUGCAAAAUCAGUGUCAGCGAAGUUAUAAGUCACGAACUAAAUAAUAGCUCUCGCGACAGUGCCAGUGCUAGAUGCAGCAGUAAGAGUGGAUGUAAAGGCCUCAAGAGCAGUUUUUGCAAUUCAGACGACGCAUCAGUGGUUGUACGUAAGAAUAACCACAUACAUAAAAUUCAGCAUCCGAAGGCAACGACAUCGAACUUGUUUGUUAAGGAAUCGGCGGACUCGACUAAUUCGCUGCCGGAAAAAGAUAUCAGCGACAUUAAAGAUUCAAACUUUGAUGACGACAAUGAAUGGGACGUAGGCAUUGGAGAUCUGAUCAUAGAUCUAGACGCUGAUAUUGAAAAAACUGGUUCAAAUCAUCUUCAGCAGCAGCAAGAACAACAGAAUUAUUUGAAUCAGUCACAGCAGCAGGUUGUCGAGAAAGCAGUUUCGAAAAACAUACACGCAUCUGCGUGUGCUGGAGGACUGACACUAACUGCGAACGAAAUUCUUGGAUGUUCAGACAUCCGGAAUGUUUCAAGCACUACGACAAAUAUUAACAAUUUGAGGUUCUUGAGUGCUGGUAAUUCGUUUUCUGAGGACAACAAUAUUGCGUCUUGUUCUGUUUCUACAAAUACGAGCAGUACUGAGGGGCAUCGUCACCGUCAUAAUCAUCAAAGCCACCACCAUCGAAAUAAAUAUCUAUCAUCUACCGGGAGCAGUGAAGGAGACUCAUUAUUCAAGACAAUUCAGCAGCCCGUUCGGAAUAGUCCAACGACAGCUACUAAAGUUGAUUGUCGUGCUAGUGACAGUGACGUAAAUACCGAAUCCAACUUGUCGCGAUCAGUUUUGGCAGAUAGUAAGAAGGAAGUGCCUAACGUUAACUCUGGUAUUGAACAGCAUAUAUGCUCCAGUGGAAGCGUUCGUGGUAAAAAUUCCGGGACGAGCCAAUCAAAAACUAGCAACGAAAUUAACCUCUGUAAUACCAUUAUCACAAUGUCUUCGACUGCGAGUAGUUCCAGCAGCAAGUCAACGACUAAGUUGUCUGUUGAUCAUCAAGCCACACUGGACAAAGGAUUAAAGAUGAAAAUAAAACGUACCAAACCGGGUACGAAAACAUCUGAAGCAAAGCAUGAAAUCGUUAAGUCUGACCAGAAUGGAACGACCCCAACUACUGCCACCCUCACAUGUAGUAGUGGAAGUUCGAGUUCCAGCGUUAGUUCUGUUUUGGGAAAUGCGUUAUCAUCGCAAACUACCUCAACUAGCGGCGUGAUGACUACAUCGUCGAGCACAACUCAAUCUUCACAAAGCAUUGUGACAAACAUAAACGUUAGUGCGACAACAAUUGCCGUAACACACUCAACGAAAGCUGCUGAUAAUACGGGUAUGGCUGCUGUACUCAACACAAGUAAUAACAAUAAUAAUAACAGCAACAUAAUCAGUAAUAUUGCACUCACUACUUCUAUCGGCAGUCCCAGUACAAAUGCAACCCACGUGCUAGGGCUAGGAGGGGUUGCAAUGGUUACUGGACAAAAUGUAAGUUGCAACAAUAAUGCAAAUGGAAAUACUGUUAAUAUUGGAACCGUAGGUGUUAGUACCAGUACAGGUGGCAACUGUAAUAUCAGUACAAAUAACAACAGCUGCCUAGUUGGAACAAAUAAUAGUAGCGGUAACAACAGUAAAAAGCAUUCAUCCCAAUCUACUUGUAAUAUUGCCAACGCAAACAGCAGCAUCAGCACCGUCGGUGUGAACAAUGCUAAUCAGCAGCAAACGAUUCACUGCUCGAGUUUGCAUACUUCGCAGCAGCAGUCUCAACUUCAAACCUCCAAUAAACGCAGUAACAGUAGUCACCGCAGAGAUAAAGGUAAAGAUAAGACUACACAUCACAAUCAGCGGGAUAAAAAUGAGCAGGGAUCACAACACCAGCAUCAACAACAACAGCCACAGCAGCAACACCAACAACAACAACACCAGCAGCAGGAACAACCACAAUUACAACAGCACCACCAACAACAGGAACAACAACAGCAGCAGCAGCAGCAGCAGCAGCAGCAGCAACAGGAACAGCAGCAGCAGCAUGAACAGCAACAGCAGCAGCUACAACAGGAACAGCAACAACAGGAGCAGCAACAACAAAAACAGCAGCUGCAACAGGAACAGCAGCAGCUGCAACCACAAGCACAGCCACAGCAGCAAUCACAUCACCAUCACCACCACAACAACUACCAACAUCACGUCUCAGAGGAUAUUGUUCCUAGCGGCAACAGCAAUCGUUCAUCCGCCAUUAGUACUAGCAGUUGCACUUGCUCUUCUUAUGGGGGUCAAGUGAAUGGUCUUCCCCAGCAACAGCAAUCACCUUGUUCCAGCACAUCUUGCAUUUACUCAAAAAGCAUGCUUAGUGAAGGUAGUGGUCCUAGUACCGAUGCAACGAUGAUUACGAAGCAGCGGUUAAGCAAAAUAGGUGGUAGCACAGGUACUAAUAGUAAUACUACACUAAUGACUGCCGUUGGAUCGCCUAUAGCUUCAAGUACAGCCAACAGUAAUAAUUCUCUUAAUACAUCCGGGCCAACGUUGUACGUCAAAGAUGUGUGCAAGAUGAUAAACACUGCAUCAUCCACCAUUUCCUCAGAAAACACCAUCUCACCAAAUGUAAACAGUAACAGUGUAAUAGACAUUACUGGUGGAAAUAGUUAUUCCACAAAUUCAAUGGUCUCAAAGGUACACCUACAAAAUUCAUUACAGUGUACUGCCGAUGUAAACAAGAAUAAAAUCAGUAGUUGCAACAUGACAGUUUCUUCUGGAAUGUUCUUGGCAAGCGAAGGAACAUCAGUCAGCCCUGGCUUACAUACGCAGGAUGGAAUGAUGUAUGGUUCCAGCCCACCACCCGCCAAACGUCAUAAAGGAGAUCGAAAGGAUAUGGUAGACGUAUGCGUGGGAACAUCAGUCGGAACUAUCACAGAACCAGACUGUUUGGGACCCUGUGAACCAGGUACUUCAGUAACGCUUGAAGGCAUCGUUUGGCAUGAAACAGAAGGUGGUGUUUUGGUUGUAAAUGUAACCUGGCGAGGGAAAACUUAUGUUGGUACGCUAAUCGACUGUACCAAACAUGACUGGGCGCCACCAAGAUUCUGUGACUCUCCAACGGAGGAAUUAGAUUCGAGGACACCAAAAGGCCGUGGCAAACGUGGCAGAAGUAGUACAAUGCUUCCAUCUAACGAUCUUAGCAAUUUUACGGAAACUAGAAGUUCGAUGCACAGUAAAUUGAGAAAUGGUGGCUCUAAAGGUCGCGGAGGACGUGGAGGAGUAAUAGAACCGAAUUCGGCUAAGCUUCAAACGGGAACUUCAGGAUCUAAUACGCUUACUUCGGGCAACAGUGCGAGCUGUGCUGUUGCAACCAUUGGCUCCAACAAUACUCCUUCAACAUCGCCGAUAGCAUUUCUACCGCCGCGUGCAGAGAAACGCAAAUCAAAAGACGAAUCUCCAUCUGCGCAUGCUGGUGGUGGUAACUCGGGAGCUGUAUUUAUAACCGGUGGUGGAAGCCUUGCUGGUAGCACCAAUGUUUCUAUCGGAAACAAUGUGAUAAACCCAACAAACGAGACUACGGGAAAUUCCCCCGAUAACGUUUUGAACAGAGGAUCAAAUAGCGGUGGUUGUGGUGAUGGUAUGAUGGCUAGCGGAACUCAGUACGCAAUUGCUGGUCCUGCAGUUGGACUCAGUGUUAAUGUCGGGGGUGCAGGAAUUUCUGUCGGCAAGAAAAGUAAAGUCAGUACGUCGCCAUGUGCUAUUUCACCAGUUCUUUUGGAAUGUCCAGAGCAAGACUGCAACAAAAAAUACAAGCAUGCAAACGGUUUAAAGUACCACCAAAGUCACGCCCACGCAGGCAGUGCAUCAUCGAUGGAUGAAGAUUCACUGCACGCUCCGGAAUCACCUCAACCAACGAAGACACCACCACCGCCUCCAGUUAUUUCUCAACUUGGAGCAGCAGUGGAAACGUGUAGCGGAUCCCAGCCAAAUAUACAGACCGGCAAACUCUUGCUAAAUCCGGAAACUAGUGCGCUGGCGGUCUCCAACAAAAGUGAGUUGGUACUUGCUUUAUCAACCACAACAACGAUCGCCGCAGACCAAACCUCUUCCAAUUCUACUGCUAUUGUUUCAACAGUGCAAUCUGGCAGCGUUCCAUGCACUUCAACUUCGUCUAGUCAAUUAUCACAACAAAGCCUAGGGUCACAACCUUCCCAAAAGAUGUUGACUACAGCGGUACAAGCUACCUGUAACACUAUAGCAAGCAUAAACGAUAGUGAGAGUUCCGUAGCUCACAUGAUAGGAGGCAUUCUACUUCAACCGUCUUGUAAAUCAGCUGAUCAAACAGCAACAAAAACGAAUACAUCUGAACUGAAUGAUAAUAUCGCAAGCAAUGGAUGCGAUAUGGGUAUGAUAUCAUUAAAUGAUGAAGCGGAUGUUUCUGCAAAGUUGGAAAUUGGGGCAGGCUCCAAUAGUAGAUCAUCAGCUAGCGUAUCAACAAUACUCUCAGGUUCUAGUGCCGGUGACGCAAAAACUCCCAGCAACUUUGCGAAACAAAAAAAGAUACGAAAGUCACCCGUUCCUUCUGAAUAUGAUGCAAUGACGUCAUCGGCAAGUAAUCGCACAGAAGAUGUACAAAGUCCUGCGUAUAGUGAUAUCAGUGAUGAUUCCACUCCAGUCACUGACUUGACCGAAAUACCUACAAAUAAUGGAGAAGGCAGUGAGAAAUCAAAGGGACCUCAUCUAACUGAAGCAUCGGUCACGCGAAAAUCAAAUGAACUGUCAGGUGAAGGUGUAACUAGUGCAGCGAAAAGCAGUUCAACAGCAGUUGGUUCGUUGGGGCAAUUGACGGGAUACGGUCUUUACCCAUUCUAUUCUGGUUUGCCGCAUCAACAACCACCUACAGCAGGAGGUUCGUAUAUACAAACGGCCCCAGAUCUAGGUUCAGGUAGAGCUCCUCUUUCGCCUUCAACGACGAUUAGUACAGUAGUAUCGCACAACAUUCCGUCGAGCAUUGCAGGACCAGGAUCGGCAUCAUCCAGUGGCGUAGUUGAAUACAUUAAAAACAAGGAACCUCCUUUGGAUCUUAUCAAUAAACCAGGCGCUGGUUGUUCAUCGCAAAUUUCAUUGCAUCAACAACCAACUGCAUCAGCAUUGCCCACACCACCAACAUUAACGUCUGGAAGUACUCCGCCUAGCACGGACGUUGCACGUGGUACAGCUAUGAAUUCUUCGGUGGUGGGAAUGUCACAUCAAGAUGACAUUAAAGAUGGCUCUAUUUUGAGUGCUGGUCCUCUAUCAACACCUCCUGGAAGUAAAAUGUUGCAGCAUUAUUAUCCCUAUGGUUAUGUAGCGUCAGGAUACAGUUAUCCUGGUCUCGAUCCCGGCUAUGGCCCAUUGCCAGUAAUGACAGAAGAAUCAAAACAUAAUUCGAUUGUCACGGUGAAGGAGGAGCGAUUUAAGGAGAGCCAAGGAACGAGUGAAUAUAACAAACUAGCAUUAACACCAGUGAUGGCAACUAAAAUAAUGAAAUCCGAAUCAUUGAAAGAUAUUAAGACUGAGCCAGUCCUAAGCGUUGGUGCACAUCACGGUUCAGGAUUGCUUACGAAGGAACAAUCGUUAACGAGUCUGAACUCGCAACCGCCACCUUCUCCCUUACCACCCCAUUCGCUAGGACCGUAUGGUAACAUAUUUCAGCGCCACGGUUUAAACGCAGCAUCUCCAACUGGUGGACUACCACCAUCCACUGCCACGCAUAUUUCUACUAGAGAUGAAGAUUUGCGGAGAUUAUUCAGUUACUCUGAACAAAGGCGCGUUUCGUCAGGCAGCGGCAAUGGGCCGCCCCCAGGACAUCCGAUAGCAACAGGUAUUAACCCAAAGGAAGAAUCACAUUCUCUGUCAUCGCAUACGACACAAUCACAACACCAGCCUAUGCUGGCAGUGAGUCAGCCAGGUGCAAAAAGUUCGAAAUCUUCUUCCUCGUCCCUGCAAAGUAGCUCGUCUUCGACUGUCAAGGGAAUGGUGAAAUCUUCUGAUGUUACCAGCAUAAAGCUGCAACAGGAAGAAAAAGAGAGUAAUGUAAAGGUCAAGCAAGAAGGUCAGAAGCCAACAAUGGAAACUCAGGGACCACCGCCACCGCCCACGUCACAGUACUACUCUCCGUCGUUGUACAUGAGCGCAGCACCGUUCGGGUUCGAUCACAAUCACCAGAUGUACCGGCAAAUGUUGGUUUCCACAGCACCCUAUAAUGCGUCUCCGUAUCACUUGCAAAUCCCUCGUUUUAACCAUCCACCGGAGGAUCUUUCGCGGAACCAAAGUACAAAGGCCUUGGACCUUUUGCAGCACCAUGCCAAUCAAUAUUACAACUCGCAUAAAAUUCACGAGCUAGGUGAGCGAGCACUAAAAAGUCCCACCAGCAGCUCAGUCAAAGUAAGCGUAUCUAAUUCCAAUCUCUCCCAGCAAGCAAGCUGCCAAAAUCCUAAUUUAUGCAUCCCUUCGCCAAACAAUAGUAGCACGGGUUUAUCUUUGCAGCAACAGCAAUCUGUUGUUGUCGGACAACAACAGUCCUCUUCUAAUUCAACUGGUAGCGGUGGUGGAAUAGGUACUACUAACGUCGGUGGCAGUGUUGGCUGCGGCGUUGGUAGUGGAAGUGGUGGUGGAGAUAUUGGUAGCGGCAACGGUAGUAGUGGUGGAGGUGGUGAUAGUGCUAUAGGCGGUAGUGGUGGUGGCAGUGGAGCACCUCCUUUACAGCAAACAUCAUCACAGCAGCAAUCGAUUAAUUCUAUAGGAACCCAUAUGCAAGGGUCGUUAGUGAAUAACAAUGGCCCAGCUAGUAGCAAUAGCGGUAGUGGCGUGAACAAUGGCAAUGGUUCGUCAGUUAUUAGUAGUACCGGUGGAAGUGGCGCAAAGGAUUGUACACAUAGCAUGGAUCAUCAUGGUAAUACGAGCGGCAAUAACUCACAGCAGCAGCCAUCGGGAACAAGUGGACAAUCAUUGACUGGUAGUGGCAAUAGCAAUGUAAGAAGUCCGCCACCGCAACGACAUGUUCACACGCAUCAUCAUACACACGUUGGCCUUGGUUAUCCCAUGUUUCAAGCUCCUUAUGGUGCAGUUUUAGCGAGUCCCCAAGCCGCUGCUGUAACCGUGCUAAGUCCAUUCCAAACCGGACCAACAGCGAAAUGAAAGUAAAUAUCAAUACGUAUGUUAAUGAAGCAGAGUUCUUUGCUUUAUGUUUGGCGUUUGUGUGAUAUUAGAACGUACUGUGUACUUACAACUUAGAUGAAGAAUCAGAAAUGUGUUUUCCUUUGCUGUAAAAAGAUAUUAUUUGCGACGGAGCCCUUUACUAUGUCCAUCUUGCCAUAUCUUGCAGGUGUACAAAACAAUUUAAUGAAAAUACUAUGUGGCUAGAACAGUGCCAAGAAAAAUGACAAACUUCGAGAAUAGUCAUCAGAACUCUUGUCAGAUAUCUAAAAAACGGCAAGUAAUUAGGCUAAUACAAGUAUCUCGUAAUGCUGUCACCUUAAAAUUCGCAUUACUCUUACACAAUGUCAUGCCACCAUCAUCAAUGAUACAAAAUGGCACCCUGAAACAAAGCAGAGUUAUGCUUGGUGAGAGGUAAUAAUGUAACUUUCUAAAACAAAGGAGAUAAUUGUGCUUGUAUUAGACGUGACGAGACAGCGUAGAAAAUGUACAGACACAAACAAGAAAAUAACGGGCGCAAAAUAGAAAAUGUGUGGUCUGUACGUAACCAUCUUAUUAUUGGAAUUCGUUGUCGGGUCUAUUUUAACUAUUUCGAGGUAUAUUGCAGUAAAACCAUGUAACAGCUUUUGAAUUGAAUGCUUUAGUAGUGCGGUUGACAUGUUACCUUCUGUCCCGCAUGACGCUUUGCAGGUACAUUGUAAACCUUUUGUAAUAAAACCUGCAUGAGGGGCAGUACGAACACGCACACUGAACAAAAUAACCUUUGGAGUGUAUAUUAUUGUAUAAAGUGUUUUGUAACAACCUUAUCAUUUUGAUUGCGGCAUAAAAUAGAAGCUCUUUUAAAAUAACCAACCGUACUCUUAAAUCCAAAAGCAUAAGAAAAGAGCAGGCCAUGGGAGCAAACAUCAUAAACUAGGAAUCAUUUCAUGUAAAAUAUAUGCAUGCCUUAAGUGUCGAAUAAGAGAAUCUAGAACAUAGAAGCAAUUCCAGUUUUGUGAUUUGACCAUAGCACCAACGAUACGGGAAAUGGAUGAAUUGCUACGAAUAUAUUGGUCUAUAAGCUGAUAAAAAGAAUCACAUUGUAUUCUAUAAAUACAUGGUUUGGGCAUAGGUCAUUCGAAAAAUGAGACUAAUGUUGUUUAAAAAAUUCCAUGAGAUCAAAGAAACAUGUCUCAGUUUACCAUGCUCAAACAGUGGCAAUCUGGGGAAACCGGGUAGUCUGAAUUAAGAUUGUAAAGAAAGAAACGUUAGUCUUUAAAGAAGUCAUGUUAAUUGUACAACAUUACAGCGUAAUACAAUAUGAAACAAAUGUAGAAAUUAACAUUUUUGCGAAAAUUAAAAGAUUUUUUAAAAUGUAUUCGUGAUUAGUUAGCUGCUUUUACAACCAUAAUAAGCGGCCGUGGUCAAUGCGUUGAAUUGAGAUUGUGUUUUUUGUCAGAAUAACAUCAUCUUCAUCUUCGAAAUAUUCCCGAUUUUUGAUCAAGUAUCAUCGUUACUUAAGUACUGGGACGAAAUUUGCCAUGUGAUUAGCACAUUCACUUGAGCUGGUUUUAUUAGCGAUGUAUAGAUUUUGUUCUUAUGCUACUGAAAGAAGUUUCUUUUUCCUCCUUUUUCGGUAUCGGACAUACGCCUACUGACUCCACUUAUAUCUUACAAUUAUAAACGAUACUGUCCAUUAGGGUCAGAUGUAAAUGGAAAAGAAAGUGGAUUGAAAUAUAAGAAAAGCGUGUAAGAGUGCAUAUACAUUGUUAAUUAUUGCUUUGCUGGCUGAAGUGCUAACAAACAUAUUCACGUGAAGUGAGCACUCCCAGUUAUUAGCAAACUAACCGAAUCCAAGCGUAUGUAAAAAAUCGAAUCGAAAUGAAAUCGCUAUUAUUAUAAAUACUAUUCAUUGUAACAAAAAUAAUCAUAAUGAUAAAGCGAGAAUAAAGCGCAAAGUAGGCGUAGGGCAUAGAUGUAAACUGAUGAAGGAAAUGAAAUAUUCUAUAUCUGAAACAAGAUGGAUAUGUUCAUCUGCGGACAUAAAUCCGUGUUGUAUAAACAACAUGCACACAAACUCCCUUUCUCUCUUCACUCACCCCCCCCCCCCCCCACUCCCCCGCCCCC